AUGUGUUCUUUGGCUUCAGCCACUCAGACAUCCUCGUCCCUUGCAUCUACAGUGGAUAUUUCCUCUUCUUCUCUGACCAUGUCAGAGAAUUUCCAAAAUCCACCCUUACUUGGACCUUCUAAGUCUCUGCAGCUCUCUCUUCCGGUGGUGAGCAAUGCAGCCUCCCUCACAGGAAGCGUCUGCAAUUUCUCCAGAAUCUCUGCUCCAGCCGUCAGUGCAGCAUGGCUACUGCCCUCAGCCUCUGGCACCUCUUUCCAACCACCCAUGGGUAGUGCCUACCUUUACCAACAUGCUAGCACAACUAUGUUGUCCGGAGUUACUGGCCAGAGCCAGAUCUCCACUUCAGCUGCUUCCAAUCCUGGUAUUUUUGAGCGGGCUCUCACAGGAAACACUGAAAAGAAGUCCUCAUCAUUCAGAGACUUCACUGUGACUGUCAUUGACCAGGACGCAGCUGUUUCUUCCAUGUCUAUGGCAUCCCAGUAUGAUAAAACCUCAGAUGCCAAUAAAAUGGUCCCUCUAUAUCCAUCACUUUCUGCCAGACUUGUUCAGGGGGCACCAUCUCAGAUUGCAAAUCAAGGGCAUAGCCUGUCACUUCCCUACCAGGAAGGGAGUCAAGUAUAUUAUUAUAAUCAAGACACAUUGGGGCCUCUGCUCUCUGGAGAACGUGGCCCCUACCUGCAAUCCUAUGGCUCUGUGUCUUACACAGAGAGCAGGGUCUCUGUCCCACAACCAGAAAUGGUCAUGGUAUUAAAGAAGGUUCAGCCCACAAAUGUGAUAGCACCGGCUUCCACCCCUGGAAUCUACUACUCUGUGCCUGCUCAAUCCAUCGCCCAGACAAGUUUUCAAGUGAUGGAGACUUCCCUGGGGAUAGAGACCUCCCUGAGAUUUCAGCCUCCAGGCCAAACAUUUUGUCUACCACAAAAGCCAGAAUUCCCCACAUCCUGCAGCAACAGCAAUAUCCAGAUACUUGAAAAUAAUCCACCACCUGAGCUUAUGGAUACUUCAAUGGCAGCUCCAGUCCAGAGUCCUAGUAAUUUCCUGGCACUGCCUCCAGCUCCAAGCCAGAAACAAAAAGACAAUAAGAAUUCGGAUAAUAUUAACACCAUGCUUUCAAAGCCUCUGGAUGUCUACCAGAUACAAACAGAAAACCAAGACACUCCACUGCUCCCUUUAGAAAUCCCUGAUAUUCACCAGCUCCUGGCUUACAUUGAUCCUGUUGGCCAAGAGGAUCAGUCUGGUUGUGAAAAUGCUGGUCUGGGGAAAAGUUUCCUGAGUGUUAAGGACCAAGGCACACUUGAAGAUGGGACUGAAUCUAAUGAUGGUUUUGCAGACAUAGCUACACUGGUGGAGGAUAUUCAACUUCCACCAGUCUUAAAUUCCUUGGAUGACCUAGAUCAAUCCAAAGUUCCUAAAGUGAUGACAACCAAAGAUACCAGAGCCAUCAAGUUGAACGAGGAGCAGAAAAAUUCUAGUGUUAUAAAGGCUCCUUCUGAUCAAGGCAGGAAGAACAAACAUAUGGCCUCCGAGCCUAUCAGUGGUGCUCCCAAGGCCAAAAUCAAGCCCGAGAGCCCAGAUUGCAUUAUUGUGGGAGAUCUGGCAGUUUGCAAUGCUGCAGCCAAUGACAGGGCUCCUUCAAACACAGCCAAGCAGUCUAACAGCAAACCUCAGAAAGCUGCCCCCAGGAGGAUCAGCAAAGCUAAGAGCCAUGGGCAGGAAAAGCCCAAAAGAACCAAUAAAAACAACAAGAAAGCUGAAGAGAGUAAGCAGUCAGGGAACAAAGUCAAGGUAGAGGAGAAGCCAAUGAUUCCCAAGAUGAAAUGGAAGAAAAACCAACCUGAGCUGACCCAAGAGACCUUCAAAAAGCCUCGAAGCUGCCUAGGUAUGCACAUGCUGGAGUCUGUGCAGGUUUUUCAUGCACUGGGGAAGAAGACUGAUAAGAAAACUGAACUCUCUUCUUCCCGGGCCCUGAGAAAUGCAAACAACCCCAAAGAACUCCGGCCACCUAUGGCUAUCAAACGAUGGCUGGAUACUUCACGUGAGGACAAAAGUCCUGAGAAAACUCAAGCCAAACGCCAGAAACCAGAUGGCAGUGCUGAAAAAGAGUGUUCGGCUCAAUCUGAGUACGAGCUUCCACCUCCUGGGAAAGUCAAGUUGGUACCUUUGGUUUUUCCAACCUUGGACAAGCCCCAAGCUCGACCUGUUCCUCGCAGGCCACAGUCUCUGCCAUCACGUCGGCCUGCUGUGACCAACCCAGCCCAGCCUGAUUUGACCAACUUUGUCCCAUCUGGUUCUAACUCAGCUCAACCUACUGCAGUUGAUUCAUCCCAACCAACUCCUGCAUCAUUGGCAGGUCCUGCUAGACCUGCUCAACCAAUUUCGACCAAUCCAGUAAGGCCAGGUGUAAGCUACCCUAAAUGGCCUAGUGUCCCUCAGUCUGCUGCUUCUAGGCCGGUACCCUACAAAACAUCAGCUUGUACUUCUUUCCAGCAGAAGCCUGUUCACACUGCUGUGACCAAGCCCUGGGCUCCACCCAAGCCUCAAAACCAAUAUCUACUCCAGGAUUUUGCCCACCAACCAAUUCCAUGGAGGAGACCCGAUAUUCUUGGGCCAAUAAUGUCAAAGCCCAUCACAGAUGAGCAGAGGCCAGAGCGAGAGGCCAUGAAGAAGAAGGCCCAGCUAGAGCGUGAGAACGCUGCCAAAUACACCUCUUUGGGGAAAAUGCAGUAUUUUAUUGAAAGGGAAAAAGAAAUGGGAAUUUCUCAAUACUACGGCUACGCAAAAUAA
This is a messenger RNA of Molossus molossus (Pallas's mastiff bat), 2784 nucleotides long. RefSeq names its product chromosome unknown C2orf78 homolog (gene CUNH2orf78). The record is from RefSeq and is a predicted model, not a curated record. The transcript has 4 exons. Bases 1 to 2784 code for a protein of 927 amino acids. NCBI's taxonomy places the organism in Eukaryota, Metazoa, Chordata, Mammalia, Chiroptera, Molossidae.